UUCUAAGAUGGCAGCCUCCGUAUUGAAACGGUGUGCGGCUGCUGCUGUCAAAGUUAAAUGUUUAUCUCCGUCUUAUUCAGCUCGACGAUGGUUGCUCUCAGCAGCUUACACAGACACCAAAAUGUGGGAGGCGAGAGCGAAAGAUCCUCAGAACCUGGCUGUACUCGCCAACCUUAUGGACAGGACAUAUGACAGGAAACUCCCUGUUAGCUCUCUGACCAUUUCACGGUUUGUGGACAACAUAUCAUCCCAGGAAGAAAUUGAUCAAUCAGAGUACUACCUUUAUAAAUUUCGUCACAGUCCAAACUGUUUGUACCUGCGAGACUGGACCAUUCACAGCUGGAUCAGACAGUGUCUAAAAUUUGGGGCCAGAGAUAAGGCCCUGCACACACUUAAAAACAAGGUCCAGUAUGGAAUAUUCCCAGAUGACUUCACCUUCAACCUGCUCACAGAUUCUUUCAUUAAGGAUGGGGACUUUAAAAGUGCGUGCUCUGUGGCUGAAGAGGUGAUGCUUCAGGAGGCUUUUGAUCGUCCCUCCACGCAGAUCCUGUCUCUGUACGCUCUGGGCAGUUACCUAGCAACCCGACCACAACUCGCUGUGUCAGAGGAACGGGCUUUGGGGGCAUCGCUGCUCAUCUGUGGACUGAAGCAAGACAACACCAUUGGCCUCAGUGCUCAGCUGCUUGGCAAUGCUUUCCUUGGCAAGGUGGAAAAUUUAAAGGGCAUCCAUGCUGUCUUCAAAGGGAUGCCUCUCUCCUGGGGUCGAGGAUAUCUGGGCCGAGCGCUGGCCGUAAUGGAGAGAGUGGCUGCUGCUUCUGGUGAUGUCAAACUGUCCAAAGAUACACUGGGAUAUGUGAAUGACUUGCUGCAGGAACUGCCUUUGACCUCAGAAUCAGACUCUUCUGGAGAAGAGUCUGGAGGUGAGGAGGACAAGAAAGAAGACACUGUAGAUGAAGAUGAUCAGGCCGAGGCAGCUAAGCUACCUGAGUAUGUCAACCGAUUCAAGGAAUUGAGCAGCCAGCUGGAGUCUCAGGGUAAAGUGGAAUCGACUUCCUUCCAGGAUUUAGUGACCACUCUGGCCCAGCAGAACCUGGCUGCUGCUGAGAAACUGGACCUCGAGCAGUACAAGAGCCGGGUAGAGGCCUGGGAGGCUGAGAAGAAGCAGUUGAUCCAGAGAGAGAAGGAGAUGAGGGAGAAGGCUGAGCAGGAGAAGCAGGAGCGAUUAGCUGCCAGGGCUGCAGCUCUGCAGGUGUAGAAACUUUUUACACGGAGCAAACUGUAGAUCACUGAACUGUCCAUUGAGUAUGUACUUUAAAAUGUGUAUACUUGGGAGGAAUGUAGUUUUAACAUUACACCAGAUUCUGUCACUCAUUACUUUUGUAUCUAUCAGUUGUUGUGUUUGUGGCUCUGUUUUUAUAGAGCUAAUAUAAAUGUACUGUCAAAAUAAAAUGCAUUUUGAGUU
This is a messenger RNA of Archocentrus centrarchus (flier cichlid), 1462 nucleotides long. RefSeq names its product mitochondrial ribosomal protein S27 (gene mrps27). Gene Ontology annotation, cellular component: mitochondrion. The coding region runs from base 8 to 1255 and encodes 415 amino acids. The record is from RefSeq and is a predicted model, not a curated record. The transcript is spliced from 11 exons. NCBI's taxonomy places the organism in Eukaryota, Metazoa, Chordata, Actinopteri, Cichliformes, Cichlidae. Gene Ontology annotation, molecular function: protein binding.